This is a messenger RNA of Notolabrus celidotus (New Zealand spotty), 2877 nucleotides long. It is a transcript of the gene pip5k1ba, whose product is annotated as phosphatidylinositol-4-phosphate 5-kinase, type I, beta a. Bases 260 to 1789 code for a protein of 509 amino acids. The record is from RefSeq and is a predicted model, not a curated record. Gene Ontology annotation, biological process: phosphatidylinositol metabolic process. Gene Ontology annotation, molecular function: phosphatidylinositol kinase activity. Lineage: Eukaryota; Metazoa; Chordata; Actinopteri; Labriformes; Labridae. The transcript has 15 exons.
CCAGUCAGUCACAGAGUUCAUGCUGCAAAAAGGAAAAGUAUCAGCGGUGAGAAACAGCCUGCAUUCAACGCCGUCGUCACACAGCCAUGUCUGAUAAGGAGUGGUGUACCUGGAAAAUGCAGCUUCAGUAGAGUCCAUUGAAGGUAAAUCACUGCGUCUGGUUGUUUGUCAUUGAACGGAAACAAGGAAGUAACUCAGCCUCACCGCUGGAGGAAGAACGUCCCAGCUUCCCUCUGAUCAAGUUCUCUCUGUGACAAAGAUGUCGACUUCUUCUAUCACCGACAGCAUCAGGAGAGGAACCAUCGCCUCUAAAAUGUCAAAGGAUCAUAAAAAGCCCACACCAGCUGCCCUGAAAGGAGCCAUCCAGCUGGGCAUUGGUUACGCUGUGGGAAACCUCAGCUCCAAACCAGACCGAGAUGUUCUCAUGCAGGACUUCUCUGUGGUGGAGAGCGUUUACCUGCCCAGUGAGGGCAGCAACCUGACUCCAGCUCACCACUUCCCUGACUUCCGUCUGAAAACGUACGCCCCGCUGGCCUUUCGUUACUUCAGAGAGCUGUUCGGCAUCAAACCAGACGACUAUCUGUACUCCAUCUGCAAUGAGCCUCUGAUCGAGCUGUCCAACCCUGGAGCCAGCAGUUCCUGGUUCUACCUCACUAGUGAUGAUGAGUUUAUUAUCAAGACGGUGCAGCACAAAGAGGCAGAGUUCCUGCAGAAGCUGCUUCCUGGUUACUACAUGAAUCUGAAUCAGAACCCGAGGACGUUGCUGCCCAAGUUCUACGGUCUGUACUGCAUCCAGUGUGGCGGCAUCAACGUCCGUGUGGUGGUGAUGAACAACGUGCUGCCGCGCGCCCUGAAGAUGCACUACAAGUACGACCUGAAGGGUUCCUCGUACAAACGCCGUGCCUCACGCAAAGAGCGCUCUAAGCCUUUCCCCACGUUCAAAGACCUGGACUUCGUGGAGAUGCAUGAGGGCCUGCACUUUGACCACGAAACCUACAACGCUCUGAUGAAGACCCUGCAGAGAGACUGUCGGGUGCUGGAGAGCUUCAAGAUCAUGGACUACAGCCUCCUGUUGGGGAUUCACGUGUUGAACAGAAAGCCUCUGAGCAGAGGAAGCCGGUGUGACAGCAGGAAAGGACAAAAGGUUCUCUACUCCACCGCGUUAGAGUCCAUCCAGGCCAACGUGAAGGACCCCGACCCCGUGGCUGAUGAUGAAACAUUUGGAGGAAUUCCUGCCAAACACAAAGAUGAGCACCUUCUCAUCUUUUUAGGAAUCAUCGACAUUCUUCAGUCCUACAAGUUCAUGAAGAAGAUGGAACACUCCUGGAAAGCUCUCGUGCACGAUGGGGACACAGUGUCGGUCCACAGGCCAAGUUUUUACGCCGACAGAUAUCUGAACUUCAUGGGCUCGUCUGUAUUUAAAAAGAUGAAUCCUAUUAGAGGGGCAUCUUCAAAGAGGAAGAGGACUUCCUUCUAUGCAGUGAGGUCGGCCUCUCAGGAGUUACUGUCUGUACGCAGAGAGGAGAAGAAGGAGGAGAAGAAGGCACAGAGCAUGGACAACCUGGAUGGAAAAUUUUACACCUCCUCAAAACAACCUGAUCUCCUGCCAAGACCGGCUGUCUCGUUUGAGUCCCCAAAAAGUGAUGACAAGGAUUUUGACAACAGUGAAGACCGUCGAGCCUCAUGUUCAACCAUCGCUCUGGAUUACCCACUGCCGUCUCACGACGUGUGCCACUCAGACUCGGAGCAGGACGACUACUUGCGUCACACCAGACCCAGUUGGAGUUGAUCAGUGGUUUAUCUUCCAAGAAUCCAUAAACUGGGAAAUCGUCUCUUUUGUUUUCCAGUGAACAGAAAUGAGUGAUCGCUCCUUCCUGCCUCCAGGACUUCUGACCUUCGACCUCCUCGUGCAACAGGGCAGAAUAGAGGCCUCAGGACUUCACAGCAGAAUGAAUGCAACUCAAACUACAAGCAGUUACAGUUUCUUCCACUGCGAGCAUCACUUCGUGCCUCUGUGACUUUCCUUUUUGAAACUAAAUGUGCCAAAUCACUGGUUCUUUUGUAGAAGUCUUGUUACCUGCAGAGGUGGAUCCAGUCUGUGUUUAUAGCCGUGUUAGUGAACCGCUGUGUGACUUUAAAACACUAUGAUACUGUCUCUUUUUGAACACUUUGCUACUAAAAGUUUCAGUUUCAGUACUCUUUGACGUCUGAUUUUCUGUGAAAAUGUCCGAUGACUCCUCAGAGGCUGGAUCUCUGAGGAAAGAUUUUGUUUUGUAUCUUAAUCAGCCACAGGAGAAAGAAAUAUGUUGUUUUUCUUCAAAUCAAAGGAAUCUGCAGAGCUUUGUUGAGAUCAUUGUUUUAGGAAUCUGAAUGAAAAAUGAAGCUGUCAGAACAGUUCAAUGUGCAAGAGUGAUGAAGAAUACAUGUCUAGAAAUAAAAAUGUAAAACUGAUUUAAGAUCUCAGUUUGCAAAUAUAUAUAUAUUCUGACUUUAUGCUACCUAAUAAUGUUUCUGUUCUCUGUCCAGAAGCUGCUUGCACCAGGACAAAUAGUUUUUCUUCAGUUUCUUCCUUUGACAUGUUUAAUUUCUGCAAUUAAAUAUUUUCUGUACAGUUUAAAGUCUUAAAUAUUCCUCUGUGCCAUGAAUCUAACAUUUUAAUGAACAGGUUUUUAAAAACUAUCCCCAGUUUGAAACUUUGUUUUUUAAUCCUUGAUGUAAAAAUCAACCAAACUUUGAGUCAUGUCAGCUGUCUUCUUUUGUCCACAUGCCUUAAGACUCGUGAAAAAUCUGUGCUUUGAUACGAUUUCUGAGCUUACGACUGUAUUAACGCAAUACUUUUGACUUCUGUGCAAUAAAUGUAUAAUGUUCUUGAAUAUU